UUUUGAAUCUUCUAUAGGGCUUUUAAACCUACAGCAAAGAUGCAGAACGAAGAGGGACAAAACAUGGACCUUUACAUCCCUAGGAAAUGUUCCGCCACAAAUAGGUUAAUUACUGCAAAGGACCAUGCAUCUGUACAGCUUAAUGUUGGACAUUUGGAUGAGAAUGGCAUCUAUACUGGUCAAUUUACCACCUUUGCUCUUUGUGGUUUUGUCCGUGCCCAGGGAGAUGCUGACAGUGCAGUUGAUCGUCUCUGGCAGAAAAAGAAAACCAACAUCAUCAUCUCAUUUUUUUAAAACCACUCUCUACGCACUAACCUCUUAAUAUUCUUUCUUUCUUCUGUUUUUUAUUUUUUCUUUCCCUUUCACAUGCCCCAAGAUAUUUCCCUUAAAAAAAAAAAAAAAAA
Molecule: messenger RNA, 404 nt
Organism: Camellia sinensis
Lineage: Eukaryota; Viridiplantae; Streptophyta; Magnoliopsida; Ericales; Theaceae
Source: RefSeq, a predicted model, not a curated record